Melanotaenia boesemani (Boeseman's rainbowfish) is the source of this 5136-nucleotide messenger RNA. RefSeq names its product tumor protein p53 inducible nuclear protein 1 (gene tp53inp1). Gene Ontology annotation, cellular component: autophagosome; nucleus. The record is from RefSeq and is a predicted model, not a curated record. Gene Ontology annotation, biological process: positive regulation of DNA-templated transcription; autophagosome assembly. Lineage: Eukaryota; Metazoa; Chordata; Actinopteri; Atheriniformes; Melanotaeniidae.
UACAAACCUUUUUCUGUUCGCCGUUCGUCACAGCUGCUCACUGUUUACAGAGGCGGGCUCAGUUCACUGUUUUCUUGAAGCGUAGAGCGCUUAAGGUUUUUUUUUCAUUGCUUGAAAUGAGAAUGACAACCGGAAAUACGAGCGCGCACUCGAAUACCUGAACGCAUCUUAACGGUAUAACACGUAGAGCGCGUUUAAUUGCAAGUAGAAAACUCGGACAUUUAGGACUUCGUGUUGUUGUCUACGGAAGGGCUUUCUUUUGUACUUUUGCACUUGUUAAAUCCCGACGUUGAGCGAUGUCCAGCGUGUGUCUGCUGGCCCUCAGAUGAACCAUGACCACACAUUAUUGAUGCACUUUAGCACCUUUCCGGAGACUUCCACCUGCCGUGCACCCUGCAGCUGAUGACCAAAAAGCCUGCCCCUCCUCCCUGCCGUCGCCCUGAGCUACGCGUCCCUCGGCCCCUUCCUGAGCCUCACGCCCCUGCAGGACAUCCCGGGAUGUUCCAGAGGUUCACCAGUGCUCUGUUUGGGGAUGACGUGGAGGAGCUGAGCCGACGCAGCAGACCUGGAGAUGGCAAGGAGGAAGAGGAUGAGGAUGAAGACUGGAUCCUGGUCAACUAUCUAGCUGAAACUUGCUCCAGUCGCUGUGGUGACAGCCUCGCUGGAUCCACAGUCAGUCCUGAAGAUGAGGAGGAGGACCUGGUGAUGAUCCCUUCCCCUAUAGCCAGCCCUGCUAUCCGCUACGCCUCCUGCACCUCCCUCAACUCUACAGCCGACACCGACCCAGACGGUGGCGCAGAGGAGGAGGAUGAUGUGGACGGUGAGGAGGGAGGCUUUCUGCGUCUAGAUGCUUGCUCUCUGGAGGAGAGCUGGUUUGUAACCCCCCCUCCUUGCUUCACUGGCUGCGGCAGCCAGCCAGUCCUCCUGGAGACCAGCCCUCUGGAGAACCUGCUGAUCGAGCACCCCAGCAUGUCCGUCUAUGCCCACCACAGCCCCCCGCGACUGACCCUUGAUGCCCUGCCACGACGUACACUUGACCGAGAAUUGGAGUUUUUGUCAGGCAAUAUGGCCGCUGACCCAACAGGUUCAGGUGGAAAAGAGAAGGCGAGAUGCAUGCUAGAUGGACCUCGACACAGGUCUGAUGUGGCAGUUGUACAGCGUCGCUCUAGCCUCCACUCCCCCUGCUACGCUGCAGCACUCUCUUCCCAAACUGGCCUCCUGCAGCAGCGGCCAGGUAACGCCACCCAGCGCACCCAGCCACUGUCCCGCAAGGCCCUGCGGCGUCUCAACCUACUGCGCCCCCCGAAGACCGGCACCAUGCACCUGCACCAGCCCAGCCAGAGGCACCUUAACUUCUGAGGGGUCUUGGCUUCAUCAUCAUUAUCAUCACCCUCAACUACAGUACAGUACGGGGAUCUAACACUGGCCACAACAAAUACCCACCUCCGUUUUCUUUGCUUUUGAUUUUCUGAAACAAACACCAGCAACUGAUGACUCACUUGAUCUGUUCUGAAUUCUGAUUGGACGGUGAGGUCCUUUUCAUUGUAUCAGGUUAUGUGGCCAGUGAGGAGUUUCUAUCUUUUCUUUCAUCCAUUCUCAUUUAAUUUGAUGCUGAAAAGGGAUGUGAGAAGUGUCCCGUCCCUCUCUCAACAAGCUCUUCUGUUUUUCACUUCUUUGUGUCCAAUCACAGAGAGAAAGAAAUGUCACAAUGACUCCCUCUUUUUCUCUUCCUUUCUUCAUCUUCUUCUUUACAGACAAUUUAAUAAGUAGAAUCAAUGCUGUAGGUCACUUUAUUCAGUGGCAGGUUCCAGGUGUGGCAGGACAGUCCAGUGUUGCCAUUUCAGGGUCUCGCAGUAGGAUGAUUGGUUGCCUGGCAAUUUUCUGGCCACUUAUCAAGCAAACAGGAGACAUUUCAGAUCUGAAAUCACUUGAAUAUGCACAGUGCAGCAGCACAGUGUUUCCAUUUAAUCAGUAGAGUGUCGUAAUGAGCCUUUGAGUGCAGAAAAUGACCAGGAUUAGCAUGUUGUUCUCACUGCGUUGCAGGCAGGUAGCAGGAAAACCAGCCAUUUAAGCGUAAAACCCCUCAAAUACAGGCGACUGCUAAUUGCUGGAAGAGGCUCCAGUUUCCCCACAACCCUUAAUUGAACAAAGCGGUACAGAAAAUGAAUGAAUGAACCCCUCAAAUUCUCAGUUUCUGCAUUUCACACAAAAGAUAGGUUUAUUGUAAAUGUAUAAUCAAAUACAAUGUUUUUUAGCCCUUAUUUUUAAAAAAUGCAUUAGACUGAUAGACUGAUUGUUUUUUGACAUUUUUUAAAGAAAUCCAGUAGAAGGAGAAAUCAUUGUGGAAACGUCUUCAUCAAGACUUCACUGUAGCUCCGUUUAACAGACUUGAACACAAUCCAGACGUGAGGAUGCAGCAUUCAGUUGUUCCUGUGAAACUGGAGAGCGUAGUAACUGAAAACUGAGAGACAGAACAGAGAGUUUUAAUAAAAUUAGACUCAAACGCACCACUGUACUGCAGCUGCUUUGCCUCUGUCCAUUUUCUAUUCUUGUAGAUCAAGAUAUUAUUCUUUAAUUUCUUUUUCACUUGCUUUGUCUUUAUAUUCACUCAGUGUCAUGUUUUUCACUAACACAGUAUAAAUGGUUAAUUACAAAAUCAGAAAAUAAUAGUUACAGAUAAAACUAGUAAUGCAAACUGUAACACCAAUAGCUGGAUUUAAUGUGUUGGAGCCUUUUGAGGGGAUUUCUGGUUAGUUUCCUGCCUUUUUCAGAUCUACAUUCUGUUAAAGUCAAAGCUCCCUGCUGCACCAUAUGAACCUGUUUCUGACUUUAUAAUUCAGUACUUUUCAAUUUUUAAAAAAAAAUGAUGGUAAAGAUUACUGGGUUAAAUAUCACUAAACACCUUGUUUUAACGGUAGCUUUGCGAUAAAUAGAGAUGUAAAAAAAAAAAAAAAAAGUAUCUAAAAAAGAAAAAAAAAACUUCCAAAAUAUUUUUUGAAAAGAAAAAAACAAAUUACAUAUCAGUAUGAAGUUAUACACAUUUAUGGUUUUCUUGCUUAUGUAUGUGUGGAUAUGUUCGUGUGCAAUCUGUUGCAUGGUUGUAGAGUUGUGUUGGUGUCAUGAUGGUGGAAAAAAAAUUGACAUGAAAAUGAACUAUUUUUCCUUUUUUGUUUGUUCUCAAAUGAAUCUGCAGUCCACUUCUCAGGGUCACAACCAAUCACCUUUACACGUUUAGGAAAAUGCAGAUUUACUUGAUGGCUAAGAUUCUUUGCGUGUGUCAGACUUUUCCAGUUUUUUCCCUGCGAGCUUUCCCAUGUGCAAACGUUUGUGAGAAUGAAUUAAUUUUUCAAAAGCUUCUUUCAGUCCCAGGACUGUGCAAAUGAACUGUCACAUGUCUCUUGGGAAUCCAUCAAGAUGCAGAGAAACAGACUUUCAGCAGUCCUUCUUUCUCUCUUUUUUUUCGUUUGCUUUUGUACCUAAUAUGGUUUUAGAAAUAUACUUUAUGCUAUUUCAGCUGUUCUAUUUUCCAUGCUAAAUUAGUUACAUUUUGUUUAACUAAUAUUUAAACCAAAAAGUAGAAGUGAUUUUUAACCUUUUGAUUUUGUAUAAUACUAAUGUUCUUUAUUUUGUGUGUACUGUUGUGGAUUUUUUUGUCAACAGCUCGUGGGCUCAGAGCUCUGAAAUAGUGGACUCUUUGGUAUUAAAAAUGUGUCUGCUGUAGGGAAAAUGGAGCCCAGGCGGAGUCACCACACUGCAGGAGGAAUGAGAAAUAUCCAAUCACACACAGUGACAGAAAAUUACAGAAGCCCAUUACUGCCAAGAAAAGAUAAAUUAAGUUUUUUUCUUUAAAGACUUUGACUUGUUUAAAUUAACGUUAGUCAAACUAAGUAAAAACUUUGAUUCAGAAAGUUCCUGUUUCAGUUAUGUCACACUUGUAGUUUUUCUUUUUUUUUUUUUUUUUUUUUUUUUACCUUUUUUCCCAGUAUAACUUAGUUUAGUUUUAAAGUACUUUUUUAUGGUUCUUAAAUUAUCUUGAAUAAGUUGGGGGCUCUAUAGCUAAACAUUUCAUUGAUUUCCUCAAGAAAACUUUGUUCAGCAACUAUGAAAAAGACAAAGUGAGUAAGUUUAAAAUCAAAGUUUAGGGAAUAGAUCUCGUUUAAAGGUGGUCAGUCCAAUUUAAAUGAAUUAAUUGAAAAGAAAUAGGGCUCAGAAAAUAUUCUGUCACUCUGGGUGAAAACUUUUUGCAGUGUGCUCCAUAGUCUGGUUGUGUUGAUGGGAUUGUAGCAUUGAGAAAGCACUAACAUGUUUGUUAGGCAUCUGUAUGAUUUAUUGUAAAUAGUAUGAUAGUGGAGUGGGUCUCUUAUGUAUUUAAGCUUACUUUUAGUUCUUGAAUGUCUCACUCUCUCUGCUAUCAACCUUUGCAAUCAUGAUGAUUUUUUUUUGUUGUUGUUACUGCAAUGUUUUUUAAAAAGACAAACUUUAAGACAGAAGGGAUUAGAGGAUAUGUUAAGGCUCUUCCUGCUGUCAGGAGCCGUAAAUAUUUUAUCUGUGUUUUUGUUUCUGUUCUCAGCUCAUCGCUCUUUAAAACUAACAGGGAUUUCUAAUGUUUUUGUUAAAUGCCUUGAAAUCUGUGGAUCACGUGCCUUCCAGGUUGAAAUAUUGUAAUGACAAUGCAUCAAUGAAGAACUUGAACUCUUUUGAUUUUUUUUUCUAAUGCUCCGAUUGGACUUAAUGGAUAAAAAACAAGUAAACAGACAUCAGAAACCAACUAUGCAUCACUUGGAGAAAGUAUAUAUAUGCUUGUGCCGCCACCAUCCGCCCAGCCUGAGUACAGCUUUUCUAAAGGCUCAACAAACCAGACAGAAUGAUGUAGCAAAACAUUUUUUUCCUUUUUUUAUUAUUAUUUUUUAAAGUGUGAAGAAUAUCUUGUGGCAUUUUUAUUUUUCACCAAUGUAGAUGUGUUUGUUCAUUGAGUAGUUUACUGGAAUAAUACAGCACUUUGCCAAAAAGAAAAAAAAGGUGUAGGAAUUUUAGAGUUAACGUUUUAUUUAUCAACAUAACUGGUUUCUUUAUUUGUAUUUUGGAUAUUUGACAAAUUGAUUCACUCUUUUCUGAUGUCAGAAACAAACAAACAAA